Molecule: messenger RNA, 2799 nt
Organism: Purpureocillium lilacinum
Lineage: Eukaryota; Fungi; Ascomycota; Sordariomycetes; Hypocreales; Ophiocordycipitaceae
Product: GTPase-activating protein S23
Biological process (GO): intracellular protein transport; COPII-coated vesicle cargo loading; endoplasmic reticulum to Golgi vesicle-mediated transport
Cellular component (GO): endoplasmic reticulum exit site; COPII vesicle coat
Molecular function (GO): GTPase activator activity; zinc ion binding
Source: RefSeq, a predicted model, not a curated record
AUGGACUACGAAGCACUCAAGGAGCAGUGGAGCGAAGUGGAGGACCGUGAUGGCGUGCGCCUGAGCUGGAACGUAUUCCCCAGCUCGCGCAUGGAAGCCUCGAGACUCGUCGUACCCAUUGGCGCCCUGUACACGCCCUUGAAGGAGAAGCCAGAUACACCGCUGUUGCAGUUCGAGCCUGUAACGUGCAAGCAGCCUUGCCGAGCUGUACUGAAUCCCUUCUGCCAAGUCGACGUUCGCGCCCGGGUCUGGAUUUGCCCUUUCUGCCUCUCGAGGAACCAGCUUCCCCCCCACUACAAAGACAUUACGGCCAAUGCUAUCCCUCCCGAACUCCAUCCAGCCAACACCACGAUUGAGUAUCGACUGUCUCGACCUGCUCCCGCACCGCCGAUUUUCCUCUAUGUCGUCGAUUUGUGCCAGGAGGAUGAUGCUCUCGCGUCUCUGAAAGAGUCACUUGUCAUGAGCUUGAGCCUGCUUCCAGAGAACGCCCUCGUUGGCCUCAUUACCUUUGGGACGAUGGCCCAAGUACACGAGAUUGGCUAUGAGGGGUGUGCCAAGUCCUACGUCUUCCGGGGAAGCAAGGACUACUCAGCCAAACAGGUUCAAGAGAUGCUAGGCCUCACGUCCACAGGCAUGCGCCCAGGCAUGCAGCCCCAACCGGGACGCCAGAUGCCCAUGGGCCCGGCAGCGCGAUUUCUCCUGCCCGUACAGCAGGCUGAGUUCCAGCUCACCAAGGCACUGGAGACUCUUCAAAAGGACCCUUGGCCCACGGCCAACGACCGGCGCAGCCUGCGUUGCACCGGUGUGGCCCUGAGUGUGGCAGUCGGUCUAAUGGAAUCAUCCUUCCAGAAUGCCGGAGGCCGCAUCAUGUUGUUCGCCGGAGGCCCCGCUACCGAAGGUCCAGGCAUGGUUGUAGGACCCGAGCUCAGAGAGCCCAUUCGUUCCCAUCACGACAUCGACCGAGAUAAUGUGAAAUAUUACAAGAAGGCGUUGAAAUUUUAUGACAACCUGGCGAAGCGUACAGCUCAUAAUGGCCACGUCAUAGACAUAUUCGCUGGCUGCCUGGACCAGGUUGGCCUCCUGGAGAUGAAGGGCCUCUGCAACUCGACAGGCGGACACAUGAUCCUGACCGACAGCUUCACAGCUUCCAUGUUCAGACAGUCCUUCAUUCGAGUGUUUGAGAAGGACGGUGACGACAAUCUUCUCAUGGGGUUCAACGCCGUGCUCGAAGUACUCACUACUAAGGAGCUCAAGGUCACCGGGCUCAUCGGGCACGCGGUGUCUCUCAACAAAAAAUCUGUCUCGGUUGGUGAAACGGAAUGCGGCAUCGGGAAUACGUGCUCUUGGAAGAUGUGCGGUAUUGAUCCGAAGGCCAGCUAUGGCAUCUAUUUCGAGGUCGCCAGCCAGGGGCCCGUGUCCCACCAGCAAGCCCCUCAGAAAGGUAUGAUGCAAUUCCUGACGUACUACCAACACUCUUCGGGUCAGUUCCACCUGCGCGUGACGACGGUGGCCCGAAAUCUCAGCGGUCCAGCCGGCGACCCAGCGAUCGCGCAGUCCUUCGAUCAAGAGGCAGCUGCAGUCCUCAUGUCCAGGAUAGCGGUCUUCAAAUCCGAAGUCGAUGACGGCCCAGACGUGCUGCGAUGGGUAGACAGGAUGCUCAUCCGCCUCUGCUCGCGAUUUGCCGACUAUCGAAAGGAUGACCCUUCGUCUUUCCGAUUGGAGAAGAACUUCACACUCUAUCCCCAGUUCAUGUUCCACUUGCGUCGAAGCCAAUUUUUGCAGGUUUUCAACAACUCUCCUGACGAGACGGCCUUCGAUCGGCACGUGCUGAAUCACGAAGACGUGAGCAAUUCGCUCGUCAUGAUUCAGCCCACCCUCGACUCCUACACGUUCGAUCAAGACGGUGGCGUUCCUGUCUUACUGGAUUCCGCUUCCAUCCAGCCAACCCACAUUCUGCUGUUAGACACCUUCUUCCAUAUUCUCAUCUUUCACGGUGAGACGAUUGCCGAAUGGCGUAAGGCCGGAUAUCAGGAUCAGGAAGGCUACGAGAAUUUUGCGGCGUUGUUGGAGCAACCGAAGGAAGAUGCCAGGGAUCUCAUUACGGACCGCUUCCCGCUGCCUCGCUUUGUCGUAUGCGAUGCUGGCGGCUCUCAAGCCCGGUUCCUGCUGUCCAAGCUGAAUCCAUCUACGACCCACACGACAGGCCCGUACGGCGGCACUGGAGCGACGUCCGCCCAGACCAUCUUCACAGACGAUGUUUCGCUGCAGACCUUCAUGGACCAUUUGAUGAAGCUUGCUGUGAGUGCUCCCAAGUUCGACCCCAACGAGAUCAAGAUCAUCCACCUCCGUGCCACUGGCGGUGAGGUGGGUGCCUCUUCGGCUCUCGCUCCCAAGAUCGGCCCUCUGGGUUUGUCGCCCAAGAAGGUUGGUGAGGACAUCGCGAAGGCUACUGGCGACUGGAAAGGCUUGCGCGUGACCGUCAAGCUCACCAUCCAGAACCGUCAGGCGGCUGUCUCUGUCGUCCCGACUGCUUCCUCCCUUAUCAUCAAGGCGCUGAAGGAGCCCCCUCGCGACCGGAAGAAGGAGAAGAACAUCAAGCACAACAAGUCUGUCAGCCUCGACGAGAUCAUCGAGAUUGCCCGCACCAUGCGCUACAAGUCCUUUUCCAAGGAGCUCAAGGGCACCGUGAAGGAGAUCCUCGGCACCGCUUACAGUGUCGGUUGCCAGGUCGACGGCAAGGCGCCCAAGGUCAUCAUUGAGGGCAUCGACAGCGGAGACAUUGACAUCCCGGAGGAAUAG